Messenger RNA from Paramuricea clavata, 1891 nucleotides. The record is from the annotation of a GenBank genome assembly. NCBI's taxonomy places the organism in Eukaryota, Metazoa, Cnidaria, Anthozoa, Malacalcyonacea, Plexauridae.
CCACCACCAUCACCACUACCAUCACCACUACCACCACCACCACCAUCAUCAUCACCACUACUACCAUCACCGCUACCACCACCAUCAUCACCGCUACCAUCACCACCGCUACCACCACCAUCACCACUACCACCACCAUCACCACUACCAUCAUCACCAUCACCACUACCACCACCAUCACCACUACCAACACCAUCACCACCAUCAGUCAUCAUCACCUUGACCAUAUUAUCUAUAUCAUUCACAGGUUGUACAGUCAGCCAAUUCCCACAAAAUGUGACUGAAGCACGGACGACUUUCCUUAUUAACCUUGCUGGAGCACACUGCUUACGAGAAGAAUUUGAUAAAGCGAAAAAAUGCCUUUAUCAGGUGCGUUUUAAAGAGCACAUACUUUUGUAUACCUUGUUACCAAUUUUUCAUUUGAGUUAUUGUCUGCACCAUUAACGCAAGAUUCUAAUGUUUUCCUUAUCCUGUUGUUUCCUAUGUUGAAUAAUUUACUUUAGGCUACAUCAUUGGUACAGUUAAAAGAUCUCCCAGAUCAAGCAGUUAUUCUCGCUAUAUACAUUGAACUUCAAAUUGGUAUGUUUGCAUAUAUGUCAGCGCUUUACUGCAUAGACAAAAAUAAUUAAGCCAACUAACCAGGCUAGUCUCUUUAAAGGAUUAGUGUCAGGGUCAUGCAUUGUGGGCUUUUGUUAUUAUUUACAUUUUACUCAAAUACAACAAAUAGCGAUAAAAAUACCUUGUUUGGUACAUUUCUGAUAAAAAUAACACAAAAAGAGCAAGGAUUAUAAAAGGAUUAUAUGGCUUUUUGCCAUAAUUUUUGAUACAUCAUAAAGUUUUACCGACACCUGAACUGAUCUCAAACCUAGGGACCUUUUUUUCUCAGUAAUAUUUUUCAAAAAUUUAAUUUUUCCUGAGAAUACGUCCAAAAUUAUAAUACAUUUUGUUCGUGGAAACACCAUGUAAAUGUAUUACUGCAAAUUUAUUUACGUGAUGUUUCCACAAACAAAAAGUAUUAUAUGUUUUAUCGCCAUGCAAUCCAACAAAGAAUUUACUUCCAAAAUUGUUCCUGAUGAUCGAAAACCUUUUCAAAACAAUGAUUUUCGACUCAUAAAACAUGUCAUGAAAAGUUGGUUUGGAGUAGUCGAGGCAUCUUAUGCAUUUUUAGAAAAUUUUCUGCGGUCCCCUUUUGUCCCUUUGAUUUCGGAGUCAUGUUUCAAAAGUUUACAUUGGUCAUUUGGAUGACCAAAAACCUUUUCUUUUCAACUCAUAGUAACUUUGGCUUCGGAAUCAUAUUUCAGAAAAUUAAAUUUUUCGCUAAUUUUUUUACUUUUAUUGUUUCAGGUAACCCAAGAGGAGCAUUGCAAAUCAUCAAGCGCCACCAACUUUUACCUCCUGGGAAAGUGAACGAUAAACAGCGAAAGUUAAGAAAAUCGUUUAUAUGAAUAAAACAUUUCCCUAUACAAGUCAUAGAAUACCAUUGCAACGUUAAUUUGAAAAGAAUUUUUCAAUAUUCUUUUUGGCCGGAGUAUUUAAAAAAGUGGCUGUUGAUAGAGGUCCACACAACAACGAACUAAACGAUAAAAUUUUCGUUUCACGAUAUUAAACUAUAGACCAUUUCUCAAUUAGAUUUCACAUUGACCACAGAUACUGUCAGAGUGAGACACUAACGUUUUUGAGUACUGAUAAGCACUGAGUCUCAACCUGGUGUUACUCUAUAUUGAGCGUAAUUCGGAAAUGGUCUAUUAGUUUUUUUGCUCUUAAUUCAGGUCUCCACUGUACACUGCCUAAUAAAAACUUAUUUCUAUACUUUGUUUGGUGUAACUAUGUUAAUACAAUAUGUAUAUACUAGAUUAUAUUAAAUAUAUGAAGCAAAGGCUUGAGUCCUGAC